UGUUUGAAUACAACAUUGGGGGAGAGAACGGGGGAGGACGGCCCAUUUCUACUGGGCGGCCCAAUUCCUUUGGCUCAUUCUCUAUUUAAAAGCUCUCGUUCUCCACCAUUUCUACCAAGUUUCAGACUAAGUCGAGCGGAAGCGGUCAAAAACCCUAGCAGUUAACGUCGUCUUCAUCGGAGCAAAAUGGCCUCAGGUCUUAGCAAUGGCACCAGGUUCUUCAGAGGCUGCAAAACUCUCUUAGAUUCUCUCAAACCCACCACUCAAGCUUACUCUUCUACUCCUGCGGUCUCUUCCAAGAGUAAGCUAAAACCCCCAAGUGCCGCCGUUUCGGGCCAAAAAUCGAAAGCCGCACCAAAGAGACAGACGAAUUCUUCGGGCGGGAUUAUGAAGUCCUUAAAAGUUUCUCCGACUCUCGCUGGCUUCCUUGGCCAGUCCGAGAUUUCGCGCGCUGAUGCCAUCAAGCAAAUAUGGUCGUACAUCAAGCUGAAUAACCUCCAGAACCAAACUGAUAAGAGGCAGAUCAAUUGUGAUGCAAAGUUGAAGGCCAUAUUUGGUGGAAGAGAAAAAGUGGGAAUGCUUGAGAUUUCAAAAUUUCUUUCCCCUCAUUUUGUGAAAUCUGGUUAACCUAAGCUUUCUGUGCAUUCAUUGCCUUAGCUGUUCUAAUACUUCUCUAAACCUCUCUUCCAAAUCCUUGUGAUGUUUUGUUAUGUUCUAUUAGGUUUUGUUAGGUUUUGUUUGGUUUUGUUUGGCUGAUCCUAUGACAUCAUCUUCGCCAUUUGGUUUUACUCAGAUUUAGGAAGAGGGGGUGUUUCUUGUUUAGACAUUGUUGACUAAUAGUACUUUUCAUUAAUUAAGGAACCUUUUUCAGAA
Molecule: messenger RNA, 873 nt
Organism: Cucumis melo (muskmelon)
Lineage: Eukaryota; Viridiplantae; Streptophyta; Magnoliopsida; Cucurbitales; Cucurbitaceae
Product: protein TRI1-like
Exons: 2
Coding region: 187-627 (146 amino acids)
Cellular component (GO): nucleus
Source: RefSeq, a predicted model, not a curated record